Messenger RNA from Gregarina niphandrodes, 3156 nucleotides. RefSeq lists its product as hypothetical. Bases 1 to 3156 code for a protein of 1051 amino acids. The record is from RefSeq and is a predicted model, not a curated record. Lineage: Eukaryota; Apicomplexa; Conoidasida; Eugregarinorida; Gregarinidae. The transcript has a single exon.
AUGAUUGGUACGUUGACGCGGUUUGCGAAAAGUCAUGAGGACCCGGUAUGGCACACUUCAUUGGAGGCGCAUGUAGCGUUGAAAAAAUUGUUGGCGGUGGAGCAGCGAGAGGGGUUGACAAAGUUGCAAGCUACUGACUUGGCGGUAUGUCGUCUGGACUAUUUGGAGUUGGCGGCGAUGUUGUGUUUGUUCAUUCAAAACCCGUUUGGCGCAGUACAGAGUACGGACCUGGAGGUUCUGGGUAUGCAGAAGGACUUCCGGCAGGUGUGGGACACGGGUUGUUUAUUACAACGAGCGGAGGCUUCAGUUUCAAUACUCCUUGGUUUCUGUCUUCGCCAACUCCGCUACCGUCCUACUGGCGAUGCCUGGGUGCUGGACUGUCUCCGCCCCGGUGCCGUCCCAUACAGCUCCUACCGCCGACGGAUGUGCACCGGACCCGGACUCGCCUUCGACCUUCUCACACCCGUCUUUAAACAAUUAAGCAAAAGUCACCUCACUGCCACUGAGUACACCACCUGCCAGACCCGUUCCCUCGCCGAAAGCGCCAUCUUCGUUGAACGACGCUGCAAGGCACCCCCCAGCCCCGCCUGCCGCACCGUGGUCGACGCCACCGAAGACCCCAACGAUCAUCUCAACCGCGACUGGCCGCAAGAACACCCCGACCGCGAACACAUACCCGCUCUGCUCGCCGAGAAAUGUCGCGUACAACACCUAAGGGGCGAGCAAGCGGUCGGUCAAAUGGUCAGUCAAGCCGCCGGUGCGGCGGAAGCGGAGCGAGCAGCGCGUGCGGAGUUGCGGUAUAUCCCCGAGUCCGGCGGUCUGACCUCCUUCGCGCUCGGCGCGGCGAAGCUGGAUGCGCCGUUGGAGUCGCGCGCACGAAUGCGCGCGCUGAUGUCUGCGGGGGCCCGUAGCAAGUUGGAAAACAUGGAGGGUUUGAACUUUUGCCGAUGCCGUCUGGACUAUUUGGAACUGGCCCGGAUCCUGUGUGCAUAUGUGGCGUACCCAUUCGGAGCGGUCUGGCAAGGGUCGGGUACCAUAGUCGGGGGACCGACGCGAUUCGAUCCGGGGACCUCACUGGGCCAGGUGUGGACGACGGCUUGUCUGAUGCAGCGCGCCGAGUUGCAGGUCGAGCGACUGGUGGACUUUUGCAUCGACGAACUGCACUACCUGCCAUGCAAUCUUGCUCCGACGCCGUUCUUCGAAUGUUUCCGCAUGACUCGCGUCGGUCGCGCCGAUUAUAACUACCGCCGGCGCUCGUCCCGUGAUACGCGCAGCCGUCUGAUCUACAUAGUCCAACGAGCGCGCCGCCGCUCGAUCUCUUUCCACGAAUUCGUCGCUUGGCAGACGACUAGCCUGCUCGAGAACCAAGAGCGCUUCCAAGUGCUGUGUAGGCGGCCCGCAAACGACCCAACAGCCGCCCGGCCUGCAUUUCCAGCACCGCAAAACUACGUCCACCUCAACGGGCACGACUACGCGGCCGCGGGCGCGGCCGCGCCCGCGACCGAUGUUGAGCAGAACGGGGACGCCGAGGCCUUGGCCGAGGCGGUCGAAAACGCCGAGACUGAGCUGCGCGAGCCGCGGGACGUGGACCGGUCCCCGCUACCGGGGCGCCGAUUCCGGAUAGGGAUGAAACAACAUCGGCCGGUUUCGUUCGUGCAGUGUCAACCGGUACGAACGGUGUUUGGUGCGAGUGGAUCGCCACCAGUUUUACGAAGCGACCGGGAGGCGGAAGCGGUGGCGUUGAAUUUGUUAUCGGAGGACGCGCGUGCACAGGCGGCGGCGACGAUGGCGUUAUCGGAUUUUGCGGAGUGUGAUAUUGCUUACGUUGAAUUUGCGCGCAUCGUGGGAAUCUUUAUCCGGCGGCCAUUCGACAUGGUUACAUUGUCGACCCGUCACGCUAUCUUAAAGGCGGCGGACGCACCAGAACAUCCUUCUAAUUUCGAGUCCUGGGCUGCCGGUUGUCUUUUGCAGUUUUGCGACACAUCGUUGGACGAUCUACGUAUAGCUAGUUUCGACAAACUGGGCUUCAAAUUCGCACGCAGGUGCGACGCACUCGAGUGUCUAAAGUCCAAUUCCCUCCAUCGCAACCUCUUCCUCCUACGAUCCGGCGGUGAUCUCGAUCCUGUGGUGUUCCAAAAACGACUUCAGGGCAACCGCAUGACUGCCGCCGAGUUCUUCAAAAGACAGACUCUGACCGCGAAGGAAAAUCGACUGUACUACCAAGACCUCAUGAAUUCACCCAGGAAACCAGCCAGGACUCCCCGCAAAACGGCCAGCAAAGAUCAACUGAAACCGGGGGACAAACGACAAAUAAGCAAUAAAGAUAAAACUGUUGACACUAAAAGAUUACGACGACGACCGAGGAAACUAUUACCCAAAGACCUACCGAGGCUCGUGGCUAGUGGCGGAGUCAUCAACGGAAUGCCCGAAGUAAGAGCAAGCGAACGAACCUUCAAACAACGAGACUGGAUAAUGACCGACGACCAGGAACCACGUACCGACCAGGAACCACGUACCGACCAGGAACCACGUACCGACCAGGAACCACGUACCGACCAGGAACCACGUACCGACCCCCGAAGUCCAGAUUCUGACCUCUCUCGGAGCUCCAACCUCUAUCGAGGCUCCGACCCCACCGCCGAGUACCCGAGCGCUGAAGACACCACCACCGAGAGCCGGAUCUUCAAUCCUGCCGAAGAGGACACCUGCUCUGCAGAAGAGGAAGCGGAUGGCUUUUUAGGCUCCGGUCUUGACCCUGUCUUGGACUCGAUUUUGGAUCCCAUUCCGACAAAGGCCUGGCAGCAAGAUGAAGAUUCGCCGAUGCCGAUCGAGGAAGAUUUAUUCAUGCCAAAUAAGCAGCAGGCCCUGCAGACAAAUCCGGCUGAAGGGGAGCAUACUCUGACGAAACAGACAGAAGCGAUGCUCGUAGACGAUGCUUCGCCCGAUGACCUUCUGCUUGAACAUUCGAUAGCGGAGAAUUGCUGGUCUGACGAAGAAGCCUCAGGAAAGCCGUGGAUGCUGUUAAACUCCCGGGUCGACCCAAACCUCAACUCAACGCUGGUGCAAGAAGACUUACCGUGGGGCGUCACUCCCCCCCAACCUGCGCCGCCAGAACCGAUCCACCCGCUCUGGACCAACCUGGACAUGGAGUCAUGA